GAUGUAUUCUGUCAUCACGUUCUUUGCUGCCGACCUAGUUGAGACAGACUCAAUGGAUGCCCGAUUAACAGAUCAAAAGCCGAAAGUUCGAUGCGGUUUAAUUUUGUUCAGUAAUUGUGCCUUGUUGUUUUCAACAGUUGCUGUUUUUUAAAGCGCGAUGGAUACCGACUUGUCUUUCUGCUCUCGUCGGUCUCCUGUGGUGUGUUUACACGGCUGCGCGGCGUCCAGCCAGCCGAUAGCCUCCAGUUUAGGACUCGACAUCCUUAAGCGCGGUGGCAAUGCAGCGGAUGCUGCGGUUGCCAUAGCAGCAGCACUGGCGGUAACAGAGCCAUGCAGCACCGGACCUGGUGGAGACGCCUUCUGCUUGUUCUACAACGGAGAAACCGGAGAGAUCACAGGAAUUAACGGCAGUGGUCGUUUGCCCAGGGCGCAGACCUUGGACUUCCUGGAAGGACGUGGUUACACUGCGGGGGCUCCUCCUUCAUCUUCUGAUGCCCUGAAUGUCACAGUACCAGGGGCCCCUGCAUGCUGGUGCGAUACCGUGCAGCUAUUUGGAAGUCACAAGGUUUAACUGUGUGUGUGUAUGUCUUCUUGUAUCUAUCUAUGUAUAACUAUAUGCAAUACACAGGUGGCCAAAAGCCCAUUAAAUGUAAUGCUUUUAGAUUACAUAAACAAGCUAAACCUAAACACUGCAAGUGUAACCACAUUGACACACACCACCAACACAUCUGGAAGUAAG
This is a messenger RNA of Notothenia coriiceps (black rockcod), 739 nucleotides long. Its product is annotated as gamma-glutamyltranspeptidase 2-like. The transcript is spliced from 3 exons. The record is from RefSeq and is a predicted model, not a curated record. NCBI's taxonomy places the organism in Eukaryota, Metazoa, Chordata, Actinopteri, Perciformes, Nototheniidae. The coding region runs from base 158 to 571 and encodes 137 amino acids.